AUGCACCUUUAUUGGUUUGAGCUUAAUGGUAUGCUUAAAUUGCCCUUCUACUACAUAGGUAGUACACAUGAGAGUACCAUUAUCACAGUGAUAACACAGCCCUAUUAUAUGUUGUUUUCAUCCACCUCAUAUCUCAAUCGAACUAUCCAUUUGAAUAGCACCAACAACACUCACCUACUUCUCGUUAGGCACUGCACUUUAAAUGAAGAGGAAGAGGAAGAGCAUUACUCCUUGCAUUUUGAUAACCCAUUUGGUACAUAUCGUAUGAAUCUGGAAAGUCCAACCCCAGUUUUUGAAUAUUAUUUCCGGAUACUUGGUUCUUGUAAUGGUCUGGUAUGCCUCAGUGAUGAUUUAUACAGUUAUACGAAUCUGAACUUUCUGUGGAACCCCACUAUUAGAAAAUGGGUGGAGCUUCUAGAGCCCCGUGUUACCUUUGAAUCGUAUGGCCCGCAUUGGCUUGCUCUUGGUUAUGGCUUCGAUUGCAGGACUAAUGAUUAUAAGUUGUUUAGAAUUGUGUUCCCCGAAUAUGAAGGCUCUUCUACCUCUCGUUAUGAGGUUGAGCUGUACGCGCUUAAAGAAGGUUCUUGGAGAAGCAUUAGUAGCCCUACUCGUACCAGAUAUCAUAUCUGUUAUCCUUCAUUUGUGGCACAGGCUUUUGUCAAUGGCGCUGUCCAUUGGAUUGGAGGUGGUUUUCGUGAUUAUCCUACUUUGAUCUUCUCAUUCGAUAUGAGUACUGAGGAAUUCCACGAGAUAGAGUUGCCAACAAGUCAACAAGGUGCACGGGGUGCUAAAUUUGUCUAUUGCAGUGAUUAUGGGAUUCACUCUCUGUUUUCCAGUAUCAUUCAACAACAACUAGACAAGUGUCAAUAUGGCUGA
Messenger RNA from Cornus florida, 876 nucleotides. Its product is annotated as F-box protein At3g07870-like. The record is from RefSeq and is a predicted model, not a curated record. Lineage: Eukaryota; Viridiplantae; Streptophyta; Magnoliopsida; Cornales; Cornaceae. The transcript has a single exon. Bases 1 to 876 code for a protein of 291 amino acids.